UAACAUUGUUGUCGUAAAACACGUGGUUCCAAAUCCUAAAAAAGUCACAGAAGAAAUUUAUGAUGCAAUAAUUGAUAUACAUGAUACAUUUGGUUAAAAUGACUAGAUUGAAGCACAUAUUUAUAAUUUCUGGAUAUGCGAAGAAUAUUUUUCGAAGUUUUACAACAAACAAAGUUUUGAGCAUGGCGGCAGUUGCAGAUGGUGAUGUAGGAGCACUGAAAAUGAACGGCAUGGAACGCAUACCCCGUCCAUUUGUUAUUGGAGUAGCCGGAGGAACAGCAUCAGGAAAGUCAUCAGUAUGUGAUAAGAUCAUGUCUCAGCUAGGACAGGAUGAUAUGGACAGAAAACAAAGGAGGGUAGCCAUUAUAAAUCAAGAUUCUUUUUACAAAACUCUGAAUGAAGAAGAAAAAAAGAAGGCAUUAAAAGGAGAAUUUAAUUUUGAUCAUCCAGAUGCAUUUGAUUGGGAAAGAAUAAAAAAUACAAUGAAUGAAGUUGUAAAAGGACGAAAAGUUAUGAUACCAGGGUACAACUAUGUAGAGAACAAGAGUGAUGAGUCGUGUCAUCCAGUGUAUCCAGCAGAAGUUGUACUGUUUGAAGGAAUACUUGCCUUUGCUGACAAAGAAUUGAGAGAUAAGUUUCAUAUGAAGCUUUUUGUUGACACAGAUCCUGACACAAGGUUAUCUAGAAGAGUUUUACGUGAUACAAGAGAAAGAGGAAGAGAUAUAGAACAGAUUUUACAUCAAUAUACAACACUAGUCAAACCUGCCUUUGAAGAAUUCUGUUUACCAACAAAGAAGUAUGCAGACGUAAUCAUUCCAAGAGGAGCUGAUAAUACAGUGGCUAUAGAUCUGAUUGUACAGCAUAUUCAAGAGUUAUUAAGACCAACAAAACAGUCAGUUAAAAGAUUCAGACAUAACUCUGAUUCGUUUGUGGGACGACCACAUUGAUCUUGUAUUUUAAUUUAUAAAUAUUGGGAUAUCUUUACUAUUUGAUGGAUUGGAGGAUAUGUAGUAAAUCAACAGAAUUCUGCAUUUAUCAGUUAUCUUAAUGAAUGAAAUACUUCAUUAAGCAGUUUUAAUAAUGAAAUUGUGCAAUUUUUAGAAAUUUUAGUAGUGUGUAAGAAAUAUAUUCUAAUAUGAAUAGAUGAGCCUUAUUAGUAUGUUUUUGAAAGUGAGAGAGAGAAACAGAUAUGAAAUGAAAAAAAUCAUUAAUAAAUUUGAGAAUGGAAUUAAGUAUGUUUUUCAAGAGGUGAAGUAGGAAAAGGGGGUUAAAUAAUGCUUGUGUUUCAAUCAGAAGGGGUUUUAUUAUGUUUGUUUUUUUAAAUUGUGGUAUAU
This is a messenger RNA of Mytilus trossulus (common blue mussel), 1334 nucleotides long. Its product is annotated as uridine-cytidine kinase 2-like. Gene Ontology annotation, cellular component: cytoplasm. Gene Ontology annotation, molecular function: ATP binding; ribosylnicotinamide kinase activity. NCBI's taxonomy places the organism in Eukaryota, Metazoa, Mollusca, Bivalvia, Mytilida, Mytilidae. The coding region runs from base 81 to 947 and encodes 288 amino acids. The record is from RefSeq and is a predicted model, not a curated record. The transcript is spliced from 7 exons.